UCUCUCUCUAGUUCUUUCAAGUGUGGAGCCCAUAGCUGGACCUUUGCUUUGCUGGCUUCAAGGCAAGUUCUCCAUUGUUGCUCUUUUUAUGGGACUUCUCCUCUCAGUUCAGAGAUAAAUCGUAAGGAAACAAAAAAAGCUUCAAACUUUCUCCAAACUUUCACACUCUUCAAUUUUCAAUUCUCUCUUUCAUGCACCACUCUUUCUUCUUCUUUUUCUUCUUCUUGAACGGUUUCCUACCCUUUUAUUUUGCUCCUAAACUAAACCUUCCAAGAAAAAGACCCACUUUUGUUCCUUUGAUGGAUCCACAGAUCUAAUGAUUUCACACACACUCUCUACUUCCCUCUUCACCUUGAAUAGUUUGUAAUAAUCAAUAGUCAAUUGUAGGUUUGUUGUGCAUCAACAUAAUCAUCAUCACUGUGGUGGACUAGUGAGGAGUGCAGGACUGUGUGUAUCUACAGUGUAUGAAAAUUCUGGGGUUGGAACUUGUUUUUUGGGGUAGUUGAUCGAUGCGGAAAUCCUUGACGGUUGUUUGGUGAAAUGAGGGAUGUUAUCGGAGUUGAUGAACUUUUUGAGGGCCUGCUUUCAGCCAGGUUCGGAUGGAAUUGCACGCUCAGGUUCAGAUGCUGGAGGUAGACAGGAUGGGCUUUUGUGGUACAAGGACUCGGGGCAGCACUCGAAUGGUGAAUUUUCAAUGGCUGUAGUCCAAGCCAAUAACUUGCUGGAAGAUCAGAGCCAGAUUGAAUCAGGCAGUUUGUGCUCCAAUGAAUCUGGCCCUUAUGGUACCUUCAUUGGUGUCUAUGAUGGGCAUGGAGGGCCUGAGACAUCGCGGUUUAUCAACAAUCACCUAUUUCCCCAUCUCAAGAGAUUUACUUCAGAGCAACAAUCAAUGUCAGCAGAUGUAAUUCGCAAGGCACUCCAAGCAACAGAAGAGGGGUUUACGUCAGUGGUCGCUAGACAGUGGGCAAUAACACCACAAAUUGCGGCUGUUGGGUCAUGCUGUCUGGUUGGUGUUAUUUGUAAUGGAACCCUUUAUAUAGCAAAUCUUGGGGAUUCCCGGGCUGUUUUGGGAAGAGCAGUCAAGGCAACUGGUGAGGUUUUAGCCAUGCAAUUAUCAACAGAGCACAAUGCAUCAAUAGAGUCUAUAAGACAGGAGCUGCAUUCUUUGCACCCUGAUGAUCCAAACAUUGUUGUCUUAAAGCAUAAUGUAUGGCGUGUGAAGGGCCUUAUUCAAGUUUCUAGAUCUAUUGGUGAUGUAUAUUUGAAAAAGGCUGAGUUCAAUAGAGAACCACUAUAUUCUAAGUUUCGACUUCGUGAGCCAUUCAAGAGGCCAAUACUGAGCUCAGAACCAUCAAUAUCAGUGCAUCAUUUGCAGCCAGUUGAUCAAUUUAUUAUAUUUGCAUCUGAUGGACUCUGGGAGCACCUUAGCAAUCAAGAAGCAGUUGAUAUAGUUCAAAACAAUCCCCGCUAUGGAAGUGCAAGGAGGCUGGUAAAAACUGCACUUCAAGAAGCAGCAAAGAAGAGAGAAAUGAGGUAUUCAGAUCUAAAGAAAAUCGACCGUGGAGUUCGUCGACAUUUCCAUGAUGAUAUCACAGUCAUUGUUGUGUAUCUUGACUCAAAUGUCAUGAGCAGGGCAAGCACUGUGAAGUUUCCUAGUAUUUCUGUGAGAGGGGGUGGUAUCAACCUGCCUCAUAACACACUGGCACCUUGUACCACACCAACAUAGAUAGGUGCUACCUCAUCUAAAGUUGUAUCUUUUUUCUUUUUCUUUGUUGUAUCAUUUUCUUGUGUGAAUACAAGUUAUCUUCAAAUAGCAAUCAGAGGAGCAGCACUUCAAUUCUUUGAAUGUGAACUGUUACUUACUAGAAUACUAAUACUCAUGUUUAGGUUUUUGUUUUUUCUUUUUCUUUUUCUUUUCUCCCUCAAACCAAGAGAACAGAAGAGAUAUUCUGAUGACCAUUAUAAGAGUUGCCUUGGCACCAUUUUAUCUUUUUACUUUGUUCACUUACAUAUCCUUUUCACCAUUACAAUUUGUGAUUUAGAAACUGUUGCUAUCUUGCAUUGCAGAGUAUGUUCUUUUUAGCCUUCAGGUGCUGGAGAGUGGAUACAGUAAAAUUACCAUGCAAAUG
This is a messenger RNA of Abrus precatorius (Indian licorice), 2129 nucleotides long. RefSeq names its product probable protein phosphatase 2C 64. The transcript is spliced from 5 exons. Gene Ontology annotation, biological process: protein dephosphorylation. The record is from RefSeq and is a predicted model, not a curated record. Lineage: Eukaryota; Viridiplantae; Streptophyta; Magnoliopsida; Fabales; Fabaceae. Gene Ontology annotation, molecular function: cation binding; protein serine/threonine phosphatase activity. The coding region runs from base 548 to 1726 and encodes 392 amino acids.